AUGGACAGCCUUGAGCCAGGCAUUUCUCCGCGAUCACGCUUUCAAUCUGCAGAAGAAGCCACAAUGGUCAAGCUCGACUACCUGAACCGCCAUUUUGGUUGGGCCGUUCAACCCAACUCACCAAUGUUUCAGACGUGCCUUUGGGAAGUGUACGGUCGCUUCUCUGAGAAAUACCAUGGCAUUGCUGACGUUGGGAAGGGCUUUGUCGUCACCGGCACGAAUCCGCUUCAAACAGCAGCCCCGGUGAUCCUCAUCUCUGCCUUGCGCUAUCAGAGUUGCCUUGGCCAAAUGCAGAUUGCGAUCAAUCCUCCAGAUGUGACAGGGCAGCCUCCGCCCUCCCUUUACAUUGACCAGAGCGGCGGGCUGCAAGACGUGGAGGUCUGA
Messenger RNA from Symbiodinium sp. CCMP2592, 384 nucleotides. Lineage: Eukaryota; Dinophyceae; Suessiales; Symbiodiniaceae. The record is from the annotation of a GenBank genome assembly.